This is a messenger RNA of Drosophila takahashii, 6858 nucleotides long. RefSeq names its product missing-in-metastasis (gene mim). Gene Ontology annotation, cellular component: actin cytoskeleton; cytoplasmic side of plasma membrane. Lineage: Eukaryota; Metazoa; Arthropoda; Insecta; Diptera; Drosophilidae. Gene Ontology annotation, biological process: plasma membrane organization; cell projection assembly. The record is from RefSeq and is a predicted model, not a curated record. Gene Ontology annotation, molecular function: actin binding; phospholipid binding.
AACAACAACAGCAGCAGCAAGGAAACGAUGGGAAGCAGGGGAGGAAACCAGAAGAACAACAAUAAGAACAACGCUUAAUUUUCUGCAGCAUCGUCGGCCGAAAAAAUCAAACAAACGAUUGCAUUUAAGUCGCCCUGCGAUAUUUUCCUGUCGAAAGUGCACCAUCUCCCCACACAACUUGAACGCAAGGAAAUACUGAAUUUGCUUGUUUUUUCCAAUCAAAAUGGAACAAAAUAAAUAAUCAAAAACAAAAAUCAUCCAAAUCCAAAUAAACUGAAAUCGAACAGUUGAACGACGAACGAAAAGCAAUCGAUAUCUCUACCAAGCCAGCUAAAAUACUAAGAAAACAUGGAUCUAAGUCUGGAACGCGAUAGCUCCGCGCUGGGUAGUCUCUUCCAGCAGAUUAUCAAUGACAUGAAGAAUACUUCGCCACUGUGGGAGGAUUUUGUGGCUAAAGCCGGAAAACUGCACACAUGCUUGAGGGCCGCCAUCCAGGCGAUCGCCGCCUAUUUGGAUGCCUUCCAAAAGAUAGCCGAUGCGGCGACCAAUUCAAGAGGAGCCUCCAAAGAGAUCGGCACCGCCCUGACCCGCGUCUGCCUGCGCCACAAGGCGGUGGAGACGCGCCUGAAGACCUUCACCAGCGCCAUCAUGGAUUGCCUGGUGCAGCCGCUGCAGGACAAGAUCGAGGACUGGAAGCGCACGGUGGCCACCAUCGACAAGGACCAUGCCAAAGAAUACAAGCGGUGUCGCAGCGAGCUGAAGAAGCGUUCCAGCGACACGCUGCGCCUGCAGAAGAAGGCUCGCAAGGGUCAGACGGACGGGCUGCAGUCGCUAAUGGACUCCCACAUGCAGGACGUGACCCUGCGCCGCGCCGAGCUGGAGGACGUGGAGAAGAAGUCCCUGAGGGCGGCCAUGGUGGAGGAGCGGCUGCGCUACUGCAGCUUCGUUCACAUGCUCCAGCCGGUGGUGCACGAGGAGUGCGAGGUCAUGUCGGAGUUGGGUCAUCUUCAGGAGGCCAUGCAGUCGAUUGCCCUGGUAACCAAGGAGCCCAGUGUCCUGCCCCAGGCCUCCGAGGAGCUCAUCCACGACGCCAAGGCCAGCAUUAAUCUGUAUCCGGAGUCCCCGGGCGGCGGUUCCGGCUCGCAGGGCGGUGGCUGCUCCAAUUCGCUGGGUUCGCGAAAGAGCUCCGUCUGCUCCAUCAGCAGCAUGAACAGCAGUGGCUCCAGCAACUCGCCGGGUCACCAUCACUAUCCUCGCUCUCUGUCGCAGUUUGUAACGCCCGCAAUUCGCUUGAAACCUGGUGAAUCCAGUGAUAGUGGCUUUUGCUCAUCGCCAGCUCUAACAACACAGGCUUCGAAUGCAACGAAUCAGACGGCAAAUGUCUCCACCUGGCCCCCACAUUCCCAGGACGUUGUGGACACCCUGCCACCGACCGCCGACCGUCCGCACACUAUCUCGACGGCCUACGAGAAGGGUCACCAGCGUCCGCCGCUGACCGUCUACACGUUCCAGAACCCGGAGACCAUUCACGAGUCGGGAAGCUGCCUCAACAACGGAUCCGCUGCCCCGAAUGGUCAGCCCGCCUCGGGACAGGCCACGCCGGCCACCCAGAAGUCUCCGGCUGCCUCACUAAGUCGGCCCCCUUUGCCAGUUCGCUGUUCUUCGCUGGAGCGACCGCUCUCGGCCCAGAGUAACCACCGCCAGGGAAGCGGGAGCAACCUGCUGCAGCGCCAGUGCCCCUCACCGAUUCCGGCUCAUAUCACGAAAGAGCUGUCCGCAGCGCACCAUGCACAGCAGCAGCAGCAGCAGCAGCAAAGCCAGCAGCCCCAGACGCCGCCCACCUAUGUGAACAUGUCCGAGUUGGCCACCAUGGCGGCCUUGAAGCUGACCAACCAGCAGCAGCAGCCGCAGCAGAAGCCCUCGCCACCGCCUCUGCAACAGCAGAGCUCCAUUGACUCCAUAGGAUCGCAGCAUUCCAACGACUCCUCCGGCUCCCAUCAGCUCCUCCAGCAGCAGCAGCAGCAUCAUCAGCCGCUGAAUCAUCACUCAGCCACCGCCACACGCUCCCAUUCCAUAUCCUCGACGGCCUCGUCACUGCACUCGCAUCCGUCGAUCGACUCCACCGUCGCUUGCGGCUCGCUGGUGGGCCAGCCCAACCACAGCACCAGCACCAACACGAACACCACCUCGCCGUCCAGUGGCAGCUCGACGCCACAGAAUCAUUACUCGCCCCUGCUAACCAACUCCCCCACGUCCACAGCGGCAGGUACUCCCAGCGGCAGCAGUCUAGGUGGUCCUGGAUCAUCGCUGGGAUUCGUUUACCAGGUCAGCUCACCGACGCCGCCUUCUAGUGAGGUGCUGAAGAUCACCGAGCAGGCGGCAGCUGGACAGGAUCAGGGAACGGUAGCAGAGGAGACGGAUGAGCGGUCGCGAGCCUCCGUUCUGCAGAAGGCCUCGAUGUUCGAGAAGGCGGCAGCAGCGGCAGCGGUUUCGCCACCGGCUCCCAAUCAGGUGGCUCCGGCAGUAGCUUCUCCAGCUGCCGGAGGACGACGAUCCGAGGCGGAGCAACAGGAAAUGGACAAGUCUUUCGAAGAUUCAAUACAAGCACUAAAUAAUUUAAUUGGCGAACUAGACUCGUUCCAACGCGAGAUCGAUGAGGGCAAGGGCGGCAAGCCGAUGAGCAACAGCAGCAGCAAUAACAACCAAACGACGACCAGCAGCAGCAACAGCAACAGCAGCAGCGACAACAACAACCUGCCCACCAGCAACAUCGAGCCCUGCGCCAUCAGCAAUCAGACAAAUUCGAGCGGCUGUGGAACUGACAUAUCGGACACCACGUCCGACGAACUGGCCGGCGACGAGAUGGACGCCAGGCGGCGGAAUCGAGAUCGGGACAUGCUGGGCGCCAGCGAUUCGGAGCUGAGUCGCUGCUAUGUGAGCGAGACGAGUUCGCUGACCGGUGGCCUAACGGCCGGCGGCUACGAGAAUCCCACAUUCGCGCACUUUGUGGCCAAUGCUGCGAGUCGGGACGAUGCCAUUUCGCUGGCCUCGGACAGCGUCUGCCUGGGCCAGCCACGGCAUGCCUACGUGGACACAUGCAGCGACAGCGGCAGUGCCGUGGUGGUGAUCUACGACCAUCAGAUUCCCAACACGCCGGACAUUGAGUUCGUCAAGCAGAAUUCGGAGAUUGUGGUGCUGCGCACCAAGGAUCCGCAGCCCCAGACGCUGCAGCUGCACGAGAUGCGCGAGCUGCAGCAUUUGCCGGCCAAUUUGGCCGCUUCGCCGGACUCCUCGCCGGACUCCAACGGCGGUGGCCAGGCGCCGGCGACAGCAACUGUGGCGCCCGCCAAGCAGCGACUCUCCUCGUUUCGCGCCACCAGUGAGCAGCAGCUACAGCUCCUCGGACGCGGCAGUCCGCAAAGAGGUAAAGCAACCACUGAGCAGUCGGCACAGGACCAGCAUUUCCCACAGCAGCAGCAGGAUAUUAGCCAGACAGUAGAUCCCACGAGGCGCCAGCUGCCGCCAAAGCCCACCAGCUUGAGCAUUUUCAAUGGCCCCGCGCCCAGUGUGGGCGAUAGGCCGCUGGUGCCCCGAAAGUCCGACUUUAAGGCCGAUCUAGAUGCGAAAAUACGCAGGCAAAAGCAGAAGGUUAAGCAGCAGUUGCAGCAGCAGCAACAAUCGCCGCAGCAGCAGCAAGCAGCACAAGAACCGCAACACUCACCACAGUCGCCCCAAACCAGAAACUGUAAUGUCACUAAUAAACCAGCCGCCAAUGUUACUGCAUCCCCUGCAUCUGCAUCUGCAUUCAUCGAUUCGCAUCCGAACCAAAAUCAUAGAAUGCCAAACCAAAAUCAGACAGCCACAUCCAAUCACAAGCAAAGCAAGACGCCCGCAUUAAUGGCAUUGUUAUCACCGUCAUCACCUCGCGGCCAUCUACCAUUAUCAUCGUCAUCGCUUAGCACCACUUCAUCAUCAUCGCCAUCAAAUGCUCCGCCAUCGAUGUUGCCCGCCAGUGACCGACCACCCGCCCAUCCAUAUGUGUGCUCCAAUGCCCCAGCCAAUCCCCAUCAUGCCAAUAGCAUUUCCAAUGCCAAUGCCAAUCUCAAGCCGUGCAUUACGCCCCGGCCGGCCUCGUUGUCGGGAGGAGCAGCGGGCGGUGGCUCCACGCGCAUCGCACGUCGUUCGUCCAUCAAUCAGGCCAAGCCACCGCCGCCAGUGAGACGCAGCUCGUCGGUGACCCCCAGUCCCAAUGCCUCGGUGGGGCUGCAGCACCAACAGCAACAAGAACACCACCAGCUAAGCAGCUCCAGCGAGCACUUACCGCCGCCGCCGGCAUUCAUGCUAGACGCCAUGCCCCAAAUGCCCCAGGUGCCCCAGAUGCCCAGCUCGGCGCUGAAGGUAUCGGAGACGGUAAGAGCCCUGGCAGCCAUGCGGCACCAACCGGCAUCGCCUGUGUCGCUCAGACGCAUGCAACAGCAGCAGCAGCAACAGCAGCAGCAACAGCAACCUCUAUUGCAGUCUGUGCACCACCAAUCCCCCCUGAACGAUGACCCGACCGUCUACUACGACUCCUACUUGGAUCUGCACGCCUAUGCCCAGCAGAUGACCAGCCAGCAACAACGCUUUAACCACCACCAGCAGCAGCAGCAGCAAAAUCUUUAUCUACCGCCUGUUUACCAAGCUCCGCCGCCAGCCGAUGCCACGUUCCGCACUUCAUCACCAGCCGCUGGCGGAGGAGGGGGUGGCGGCGGCAUUUACGCCCAGCCCAAACUGGUCAGCAGCAUGUCCAGCUUCCGCACCAGCAGCCCCAGUCCCAAUGGACAUGCUCACCCACUGCCACCGACACAGCCAAAGACGAAUCCGAAUCUAAUUGCACAGCUCAAUGCACGACUCAGCGGCAAACAGCAGCAGCAGGUUGAGGGGAUCUAUGGAAACCAGCAGGCGCCCGGAGGAGAGUCCAUCUACAUGCGGAGUGGCCUGUCCACCAUGUCGCAGCCGCCACAGCAGCAACACUAUGACGGUAAAUCAUCAAAUCAAAUGCAGCAGCAACAGCAGCAGCAGCAGCAUAGAAUUUACGCUAGUUUCGGCACCUCAUCGUCAGCCAACAACAGCACUAAACAGCAUCAGCCGUCCAUUCUAACACCGACCACCUCUUUCAAUGCCUUGCCCCACUUUCCCCUGUCUUCAUCCACAUCAUCGUUGCUAUCGAAAGUCAGCUCAUUCUCGAACUCUUCAUCCGCAUCCGCAUCUGCAUCCCCACCGCCAACGGCAGCGGCCACCGGCUCGGCCAACUCGCAUUAUCAGCCACCUCAGCCGCCGGCUGACUUUGCCACCUACUCAAGUUCGUUUACCAAAAAUCCAGCAGCUGCUCAAUCGCCGAACAUGAGACAUGCCCAUUCCCAUCAGCAAUAUCAGCAGCCGCAGCAGCAGCACUACACCUGUCCGCCUCCGCUGGAGGAUCCGCCACCGCCGCCCAUUUACGCCGCCGGUGCCUCGGCCACGAUGCCCAAGAAGAUGGCCCGCCCGCCCACUGGCCAGAAUGCCACGCUGCCCAAGAACAUGAUGCAGCAGCAGCAACGAUUGCAGCAACAGCAGCAGCAACAUCAGCAGCAAUAUCAACAGCCGGCAGGUUUGGGCAUUGGCAACGGCAAUGGUCACUUGGGUCAGCGUCCGCAGUUGCCGCUGCCCCAGCAGAAACUUCGCGCGGCACAGCAGCAACUCUUGGCCGAACAGCAGCAACAUCAGCUGCAGCAGCAACAACAGCAACGCCAGCCACCCAUACCUUCGCGUCACUCGAGUGUGCAGCAAAAGAUAUUCGUCUCGACGAAUCCAUUCAUACAGACAACGGCCGUCAAAUUUCACUCGCCCUCAGCCUCGCCCACUUGCGGCUCGCCGGUGACUGGAUCUGGAUCAGGGUCCUUGGCCAGCAUUUAUGCCACAACCUCGCGUAGCGGCCACCAUCACCAGCAGCAGCAACAUGCUCACCAGCAGCAGCAGCAACACUAUUAUCGCGAUGUUGCUGGGGGCAACAGCAAUGGCGGCGCUGCCUACUAUAAUCACAAUGCCCAUGCCCAUUCCCAGGCACAUCACUCAAACUAUGCCACAAGCACAAAUAUCGAAAAGACUGGCAGCAUUCGGGCCAAGACCAAGGCCGAAUUCCUCGAGAAUCUCAACGCGAAGCUGGCGAAGCAGGGGAUGUCUGGACGAGCAUUUGCCGUGCGAAAUCUCAUUAACAGCAAGGCCCUGCCGGACCCGCGUAUAUGUCACGAGUCCCUAAUGGAUCAAAUCAAACGUGGAGCCACUUUGAAGCGUAACCAGAAGAUCAACGAUCGCAGCGCUCCCAAAAUACAUUGAAUUAACCUAUAGGCUUAAGCGGAUUAACAUAUUUAUUACCAUAAAAAUAAUAAUAAUAAUAAUUUAUCUAUGGAUAAUCAUGAGGCCCGACGCCUGCUCGAUUGCAGGGCUCUGCAGAGUUUGGUUUGAAACUGAAAACUCGAAACACAACAUAAAACUUAAAUACAUAUGAUUACGAUACAACAUAUUCGAUAUACGAUAUUUAACAAGCGCAUUAAGCUUAACGCGAACUAAUCAAUACCUUUCUUGAUUUCCUAUAUCCCAAAAAUAUGUCCGAAAGGCUUUCUUUGUUAAGUGAAUACAAAAUGGAAGACAGUUAGCACUCGUAUGUUUAUUUAUAUCCAAAACUCGAAUUUAUCUUUAGUGAGCCUCUGUUAAAGGAUAUUUUAUGUUUAUGUAUUUACCAUAUUUAUAAUUUCCCUUGCUUAUGUACAUACAUAUGAAUAUGAUUUUAACAAACACUCGAAACUAAUAUGACGCCUAAUAAAUGGAAUUUAUCGUAAA